This is a messenger RNA of Diachasma alloeum, 1130 nucleotides long. Its product is annotated as methyltransferase-like 26. NCBI's taxonomy places the organism in Eukaryota, Metazoa, Arthropoda, Insecta, Hymenoptera, Braconidae. The record is from RefSeq and is a predicted model, not a curated record. The transcript is spliced from 3 exons. Bases 59 to 727 code for a protein of 222 amino acids.
UUUAUUUCUUUGUAAAUAGGUGGAUAGAUGGGGAGGUGGGCGACAGAAAGAUGUCACGAUGAUCAAUACUAUUCAUGCAGCUGCUCAUCACAGGUCAGCUUCAACAGCUGUGAAGAAGCUGAUCUACCCGGCGGCAGAUCGCAACAAGGACCCGAUCUUGCGAGUCCUGAAGAGACUGAUUCACCCCGGAGCGGACCAGACCCUAUUAGAGAUCGCCUCAGGCUCAGGUCAACACGUGGCUCACUUCGCUCCUCACUUUCCCCAAGUGACAUUCUACCCCUCCGAAUUCGACGCCCAUCUCCUGGGGAGCAUCAUCGCCCACACCCAGGACUUCAACAACGUCCGCGAGCCCCUGCACAUCGACGUCUCCGCGGAUUGCAGCACCUGGCCUGGUUCACCGUUCAAGGAGAAGACUCUGGAUUACAUCUACUGCGCGAAUAUGAUCCACAUAUCUCCCCUGAAGUGCACGAUUGGGCUCUUCAAGAACGCGGGAGUUCUGCUGAAGCCUGAAGGACUGUUAAUCACUUAUGGGCCUUAUGCUGUCGAUGGAAAAAUCACUCCCGAGAGCAAUGUUAAUUUUGAUAAGUCCCUGAGGUCUCAGGACCCCGAGUGGGGCCUCAGGGAUGUCAGGGACCUGGAGAAACUCGCUCUUGAGAAUAACAUCAAAUUAAUUGAAAUGGUUAACAUGCCGGCUAACAACAUGACUUUAACUUGGAAAAAAAUGUGAAGUCGUCUCAAUUAUUCUUGAAUUUAUUCGUUUAUGUCGCGGAUACAUCACGGAAACUUCAGUAUUUUAGAGAAAUUAGGGGCGUAAUUGAGGAGAUGAAAUUCAUUCAGACAUCUGCAUAAUCGUAAAUUUUGAAUAAGUCAACUGUUAAUAUGACUCAAUUUUUAAAUUGAUAAAUUAGUCAUCAAUUAAAUAUCCAUAAAUUCGAAGUCUUUUUUAUGAAAUUUAGAAAUAUUUACUCAAUAGGGAAUUGGAAAUUUAAAUUAUCAAUUAUUUUAUUAUGUCUCAAAUUUUAGUGAGAAAUGAGUGAAGUUUAAUUAUUUUAAGGCACAACUUCUCAUAAUAUGUUAUGGAAAACAAAAUCACAUUUUAAUUGGAGAAAAAUAUAUAUAAUUGAACAUGA